AUGUCCACCGCCUCGGUCGGCCCCGCAAACCUACCCGAAUCUCUACUAUGCCAGUCUGAGACACGUCCAUUCAGCUGCGACCGGACUGUAACAGUAGAUGUCAUUACUGAACUGCCGAAGUCAAUUAGGGAUAAUUCGUAUGAUGAGAAGGAAAGCACCUUUACUCCAGUCUUCAUAUUCCAAAUGGCUAGCGAUGAACUUAUCGUUGCAAAGUUGCCCUUUAGAUUAGCAGAGCCUCCACGAUUCUCGACAAAUUCAAACGUCACAAUCAUCAAGUACUCCGAGACUGAGAUCCCUAUUCCAAAGAUGCUUGGCUGGAGUGACGACCCUUCCAAUCCCAUUGGCGGCGAAUACAUUAGCAUCUGUUAAGCUGUCUAGUAUGGCGACUGAAAAUAAAAGAUGACGGCUGGGCCUCCUCAAAAGACUGGG
This is a messenger RNA of Bipolaris maydis ATCC 48331, 429 nucleotides long. RefSeq lists its product as uncharacterized. The record is from RefSeq and is a predicted model, not a curated record. NCBI's taxonomy places the organism in Eukaryota, Fungi, Ascomycota, Dothideomycetes, Pleosporales, Pleosporaceae.